Drosophila grimshawi is the source of this 2383-nucleotide messenger RNA. Its product is annotated as sodium-independent sulfate anion transporter. Gene Ontology annotation, molecular function: sulfate transmembrane transporter activity. NCBI's taxonomy places the organism in Eukaryota, Metazoa, Arthropoda, Insecta, Diptera, Drosophilidae. Gene Ontology annotation, biological process: transmembrane transport. The transcript is spliced from 6 exons. Gene Ontology annotation, cellular component: membrane. The record is from RefSeq and is a predicted model, not a curated record. The coding region runs from base 111 to 1937 and encodes 608 amino acids.
UCUUUUGAUUGCGGAGCAUUGCACUUGGACGAACGCGUCGCUGAAUUAUAAAGUACCCGAAAUCCUUGCUUAAUAUUAUCUAUCACUAGUGCUUUAUGUAAACGGAUAUUAUGGGUCCUGUUCCGAAUUCCGAUAUAUUUCCGAAACAAUUAUCCUUCGAUGCCAACUGCGAUGGGAAUGUGAAGUACACGGUAAAGAAUGGCGAUGAUUGCUACGAGCAGACGCACACGCUGGACAUGGACAUGCAGGGCAAGUACAGUGCACCCAAGGAGGCACAUUGGCUGCUGCGUCGCAUCUAUAUACUCACCUGGAUAGGCAACUAUGAUCGACCGCAGGCCCUCGCCGAUCUCAUCGCUGGCAUCACUUUGGGCCUGACCAUCAUUCCACAGAGUAUUGCGUAUGCCGCACUUGCUGGUCUCUCCUCGGAGUACGGACUGUACUCAGCGUUUAUUGGGUCCAUCAUAUAUGUGUUUUUCGGCACCAUACCGCAGGUGUCGAUUGGUCCGACGAGCCUAAUGGCAAUUAUGACUCUGCAGUUUUGUGCGGACAAGCCAGUUCAAAUGGUCAUCGUGCUGGCCUUUCUCGCCGGCUUCGUGGAGCUGCUCAUGGGCAUCUUUCAAUUGGGCUUCAUAGUCAGCUUUAUACCAGCGCCCGUCACAAAAGCAUUUACAUCCGGCACAGCGAUGAUUGUAGUGCUGGCACAAUUGAAGAGUCUGCUCGGCAUACGACUGAAGAACAUCCCUUCGAUUAGCGCCUAUUUCAGCCAUAUUAACCCCACAGAUGCCGCAUUGGGCAUUAUCUGCAUUUGCCUGCUGCUUGCACUGCGGAUGCUCUCCCAAGUGAAGUUCAAGCAGGAUACGCCGCUGACGCAACGCCUGAAGAAGGUGCUCUGGUACAUCAGCAUAUCUCGCAAUGCUCUGGUUGUCUUCUUCAGCGGUCUCAUGGUCUACAUAUGGGUGCACAGGCGAUCAUUGGAAGCGGUGCCAUUUGCUCUCUCCUCGAAAGUCGCCUCGGCCAUGCCCACCAUACAGUUGCCGCCCUUUGCCUUCGAGUACGAGAAUCGCACGUAUGUCUUCACCGAUAUUCUACACGAACUUGGCAGCGGCGUUAUUCUGGUGCCCAUUGUUGCCGUGUUGGCCAAUGUGGCCAUUGCGAAGGCCUUCGUUAAGGAUGGCAAACUGGAUGCCUCGCAGGAGAUGCUGACACUUGGCCUGUGCAAUUUGGCCGGCUCCUUCUUCAGUGCGAUGCCCACCUGUGGCGCCUUCACCCGAUCUGCAGUGAGUCAGGCGUCAGGUGUGCGUACGCCCAUGGCUGGCAUUUACACCGGACUCAUUGUGCUCUCUGCCCUGUCGAUAUUGACUCCCUACUUUCAAUAUAUACCCAGAGCUUCGCUGGCCGCUGUACUCAUUGCUGCCGUUGUCUUUAUGAUUGACUUGACACCCAUCAAGGAGCUGUGGCAGACGAACAAAAAGGACUUUUUCAGCUGGACGGGCAGUCUUAUUAUGUGCCUGGUCGCCGGCGUUGAGAUGGGUCUGCUCUUUGGCAUUGUGGUCAGCAUGAUUUGCAUAUUGCUGCGUCUGGGCAAUCCCAAAAUUGAGGUCUAUCUCAAACAGCACGAGGGAAACUAUUAUGUGCACGUUGUGCCACAGUCGGAUAUUUAUUAUACGGGCGCCGAUGCACUACGUUCGGAGAUACGUGCGGCUUGUACGCUGUACCGUAAUGAUUUUCCAAUUGUUCUACAUUGUGGACGCUUCAUGCAGUUCGAUGCAACGUUUGUGGAAAUGCUGAUAGCCGUGGCCAAGGAGCUGGCCAAUGACAAUGUGGUGUUGGUGCUCCAGCACAUGAGUCUCAAGCACCAGCAGAUACUGCCCGUUGCCAGCAAUGUGCGCUUCUGCAGCGAGUAUCCGGAGCUGAUGCCGCCGGAUGCCAAACAGUAGCCAGCCACAACGACUAGUUCCAAUUCCGCAUGUUGGGCGAGGGGAAGACAUGGUUGCGAGACAUCUCUCGAUUUCCAUGUUGACUCACGUCACAACAUGUUGUUCGGCAAUUUUAAUUGCCCUGACGUCAGUGAUAUUUGCCUGUUAAAAUAUCCCGCUUAUCGUCCCUCGUCCGUAGGCUGUUGUCUGUCUUCCGUCGCCGCUAGAUCGCGUGCGAGUGUAGAUCACAAGCUGGCGCUUAUAUGACUGCUAUAUAGCAAUUUAGAUAUAUUAAGUCAACCUUUUAGUGUUUAUCCGUUAGCAGCCAAAUUGUAAAUACCCACUUAAUUGCAUUUUACUACUUGAUUCUAUUCUGUUUAAAUAUUCUACACACAGAGUUAAGUAAGUACGUCAGUUGCGAAACAGUAAACGAUAAUAAAGAUAGCAAUUUAAGCUAAUUAAACAAA